GUCCCUCUGGGCUUCGCCCGGCACCAUGCAGAAGCUGAGGCGCGCGCCCUGGGGGGCGCUCUCCGCGGUGCUGAUCGUGAUCUGGAGCCACCCGCGCGCAGCGCUGAGCUGUCCCCACCCGUGCGCGUGUUAUGUGCCCAGCGAGGUCCACUGCACUUUCCGGUCCCUGGCUGCCGUGCCGGCCGGCAUCUCCAAGCACGUGGAGAGAAUCAACUUGGGGUUUAACAGCAUACAGGCGAUAUCAGAAACCUCAUUUUCAGGACUGAGCAAGUUGGAGCUACUUAUGAUCCACGGCAAUGACAUACCCAGCAUCCCUGACACAGCCCUAAGGGACCUCAGUUCCCUGCAGGUUUUCAAAUUCAGCUACAACAAACUGCGCGUGAUCACCAGACAGACCUUCCAGGGCCUCUCCAACCUCAUGCGGCUGCACGUGGACCACAACAAGAUCGAGUUCAUCCAUCCGCAAGCUUUCCACGGCUUGCUGUCGCUGCGGCUCCUCCACCUGGAAGGAAACCUGCUCCACCAGCUGCACCCGGGGACUUUCUCCACCUUCACCUUCCUGGACUACUUCCGGCUGUCCACCAUCCGUCACCUAUACCUGGCGGAGAAUGCCAUGCAGAGGCUGCCCGACGGCGUCCUGCAGACCAUGCCUGUCUUGGAGAACCUGUACCUUCACGGGAACCCCUGGUCCUGCGACUGCACCAUGACGUGGUUUCUGGACUGGACCCUCAGAUCCAAAGGAAUCCUGAAGUGUAAGAAAGACAAAGCCUACGAGGGUGGCCAGUGGUGCGCCGCAUGCUCCAGCCCCAGGGAGUUCCAGAAGUGGGAAAUCCUCAAGCUGGUUGACGUCCCUUGUGUGAAACCCUCCAUCGAGUCCUCUCUGAGACAGAACCGAAGCUCCGGGGUCGAGGAGGAGGAGGAGGAGGAGGAGGAAGAGGAGCCCAGGGACAGCGGACUGGCCCUGCAGGAUGUGUCCGCUUUGUCCCGGUGGAACAUCUCCUUCAACAUGACGGAUGAACACGGCAACACGGUGCUCUUGCUGUGCGACAUCAGGAAGCCGAGGGGCAUCCACAGCAUCCACUUAAACCAGACAGAUCCCCCGGAGAUCGAUAUCAAUGCCACCAUCACACUGGACUUCGACUGUCCCAUGACUCGCGACAACUACGAGAAGCUCUGGAAGCUCAUCGCGUACUACAGUGAGGUCCCCGUGAAGCUGACCCGCGAAGUCCUGCUCCGCAAGGGUCCCGGCGUGAGCUAUCAGUACCGUCAGGUUGACGAUGAGGACGCCCUCUAUUACACAGGUGUCCGGGCCCAGAUCACGGCCCAGCCCGAGUGGGUCUUGCAGCAGUCCAUCGACAUCCAGCUAAAUCGGCGCCACAGCACCGCCAAGAAGGUCCUGCUGUCUUAUUCUGCCCAGUAUUCACAAACCAUAUCAGCCAAAGACAUUGUGCAAGCUCAGAGUAGAAGCUGGGUCAUGAUCGAGCCCAGUGGUGAGGCACACAGAGCUCAGACCGUCCUGGAAGGGGUGCCUGCCCAGCUCAGCUGCCAGGUGAGGGCCUCCGAAAGCCCGUCCAUCUCCUGGGUGCUUCCCAGCGGUUCCAUCCUCAAGGCUCCCUUGCAAGAUCCGGAUGGCAAAUUCUCCGUCCUCAGCAGCGGAUGGCUGAAGAUCAAGAGCAUGGAGCCCUCGGACUCGGGUUUGUACAAAUGCAUCGCUGAGGUGCGGGAUGAGGUAGACCAGAUGGUGUAUAGGGUGCUGGUGCAGGCACCCACCGUUCGGCCCCCCGAAGGAUCUGUGGUGACCAUCGAGAAAGACCCAGGGGAGCCCGUCAUGCUUCCCUGUAGCGCAUCUGCCAUCCCAGAAGCCCACCUCAGCUGGAUUCUGCCCAGUAAGAGGAUAAUUGAUGGCUUGGCCAAUGCAUCGCACACGUACAUGUUGGCAGAUGGAACUCUUUCCAUUGCGAGUGUGCAAGCCAGCCACAGUGGCUACUACAGAUGUGUGGCCGUCAACCUGCACGGGGCUGACCAUCUCACCGUGGGGAUCACCGUGAAGAGGAAAGGCGCUAGGCGCCCAGGGAAAAGAGGCAGACGCCCAGGUGCCCAAGCGCACUCUAGAACCCGGGGAGACAUCGCGGAGGAUGAAGGAGGAUCCGGGAUAGGAGAUGAGGAGAAGCCAUCCAGGAAAAGCCUACAUCCGAAGGAUCAAGAGGUCUUCAUUAAGGCAGAGGUCGAGGGCACCCUGGGGGGUAGGACGCCCAAGAAGGCGAGGAGGAAACUAAAAAUCUGGAAGCCCUCGGAGAAACACCAAGAGAGCAACAUCGCAGAAGGCCGGAGGGUGUUCGAAUCCCGGCGCAGGGUCAAUGUAGCCAACAAGCAGAUCAACCCAGAACGCUGGGCAGACAUCCUGGCCAGAGUGCGUGGUGGUAAAACUCUCCCCAAGGCCACUGAAGUGCCCCAGGAAACUGUCACCACCAUGCUUCCACCUGGGAGUCCAGAAGUGAUGUCCCUGUCCCCUGUCAUUUCUCCCCCAUCUGUGUCUCCCGUGCAGGAAGCACCAGAUCCAGAUCUGGAGGAAUCUUCAGCACAGGCACCAAUCUUUGGUGAGGAAGAGCAGGGUUCCAGUACCAUCUCCUCCCCAGGGAUGGGGCAAGAACACAGCCAUGGAGGAGUUAUUUUCUCUGAGCCCCACGUUCCAGGCCUCCGUCUGGAUGAGAAAGACCUUGAUGAUAAUUUUCUGGCGAAGACUGAGGCUCUCUCUCCAACUGAAGUUGACCUCCCAUGGGAGCUGGCCACCACCCUGGUAUCUGAUGUUCAUGAGCCAGCUUCUGUGAAGACCACGGAGGAGCCCACCGAUGACCAGAUAACCACAGACACUUGGUCUACACCGGUAAACAUUGAACCCUUGCCACAACCCAGGAGGCAGGAGGAAGAGCCUCCACUGGAUAAGAUCUCCUCAGCUGAGACCCAGAUAGUCAAAUAUUUUUACACAGGUGGGGAGACUCAUCCACAACUAGACAUGAAGUCUUCCGAAGACCUCCCUCCCACCAUGAGGGCAGAGGUCUCAAGUGUGCCUGAAUCAUUUGAAAAUUACUCUUUAGGGACACAAGAUGUCCCACCCCAGUCACAUCGACAAGAAAAACCAGACAGUGUCCUGCUGGUGGAAAAUAGUCCAAGCACUCCAUGGGUUCCAGCUAGAAAGAAAGGCACGGAGUCUUUUGGGGGAGAGUCCUCCACAUCCAGACAUUCUGAGAGAGAAGGGCAAGGCAUGGGAGACACCACUCUGGAAACCAUAAGCACGACUUUUCCGUCUAUGCAGCCCAGGGAAGUGACACACGGAACACUGCUGCACAGAGGAAUCACCGCAGGAGCAAAGGAGAAGCCAAGCCAAACGGCCAGUGCACUGCCAGCGCUGCCCGCUCAGCCCUCCCGAAGGAGACCCAGCGGGAGGAGGAGACUGCGCCCCAACAAAUCUCGCCAACGCCAGAAACAAAGCCCAAUGACAAUCUCUGCCCCCACAGGGACCUCUCCCACCCCACCUUCUCCACUGUCUGAAACAAGGAUUCCAGAGCCAGCACAGAGUUCUGCGAUCCCCACCUCUUGGGUGGACACCACCGUUCAUGUGCCCAAGGUGUGGGAUGUGGAGAAGCCUGCAGAGUCUGGAUCCAGGGGGACCUCUCGGAAAAGAAAAGGGAAGAGGCCCAAUAAACACCGACCAGGCAAGGCUGCAAUGACCCCAAAGAUGUCUGUGUCCACGCCCAGCUCUUCACCGGAAGCUGAACGUGAGCCAGCCAUCACUUCUGGUUCAGAAACUCUGCUUUCACCUCCAGAAACUGGAGACCCAGACGUGGUGAUCAGACUAGAAGAUUAUAUGACAACUGCCCCCCAAUCACCUACACCUUACCGUACAGCCCAUGGGACAGUUCCGGUCACAUACCAACCUGUAGCAGAUACAGAAGAAAUGACCUCUAGUGGUGUCACCCAUGUUAAUAGUCAUGGAAGUGACAGCUGGCUCUCGUCCAGUGAGCCUGAUGAUGAGGGAUUCUCAGUGCCUCACCCCUCGGUGUCCACAGUGGGAGAAUCUGAGGCUGAGACUCUGUCUACGGGUGUCCCUGGAAUCCCAACCUGGUAUCUUUACAGGACAGCCAAGCCUGGGACAUCGACCACAGACACUCCUGGAACUGGACUAGAGGAAGGCUUUACAGACCCUUCUUUUUUUAAAGAGCUGGAGGGUGUGGAUGCCACUUCUCAAGUGGCACCAGCUGUGACCAUCUCCAUGUCAGCCCCACCAGUUGAAAUCAAGUCUCCCACCACCUUCCCAAGCAUGACGAUAGAGCUGUCUUCACGUCUGGCAGAAAGCACCCCUGGAGAAAGCACGGUGGUCCACAUUCCUGCUGAAACGACACCACAGAGUCCCCUCCCCACUCUUGCCUGGGUGGAGGAAGCAGCUAUCUCAUCCUUACCCAUGGCUGCUCCAUCUUUAGUGGCAACCACCGUGAAGCCGGUACCUGUUACCUCAGGAGCACCUCCUACACAGACCGAUUCCAACGAAAACAUCUCCUUGAAUUUGGUGGGAAAUCUUGAAACCAAGUCACCUGUAGAGAACAGACCGGGAGUCCUGCAUCAGUGGAGACCCAAACAAUUGUCUACCCCGUCUCCCAACUGGGACAGAUUUCAUGAAUCUGCAAAGCAAGAGCUGGCAGAGGGACAGCUUGAUGGCAGGACCACAAACAGCUUCCUGCAGGGUCCAGAGGGUCACCUCCAGCAUGCAGAAGGCCACACAGCAUGCCCACCAGCCAGAGACCCUGCAAAACCCACCCUACCAAGGGAAACAGGGACGCCACCACCCAAGGCCACCCAAAGCCCGUUUAGAUAUGUCACAACAUUCCCACCACCUCGUCACUUCACCAACAAACCAGAGAUAACUUCGUACCCCUCCAGGCUUUGGCCAGAGAACAAACCGUUCACAACUCCAAAGUUACUCAGCACGACACCUCCUGUUCCAUUACACCCGUCCAAACCUAGUGUCUCUGGUAGGCUGACCGACCAAAGAACAAACCAGUUCAAUGGAUAUUCCAAAGCAUUUGGAAAUAAUAACAUCCCCGAGCCGAGAACCCCCAUCCAGGAGCUUCCAAAGCCAAGACCGCCCUACUAUUCCAGUGGAAGAUUCCCUUUCUUUGCCAACAGGACCUUCACUUUCCCCCAGCUGAGAGUCACCCUUAAGCCCCAGACACCCACCACUCCAGCACCAGUAACAGGGGAAAGAAAACCCACCCCUGGCCCCUAUAGCAGGUUUCCUUCUCAGGGCUUUCUUCAUGUGGAUUUGGGGCCCCCAGCACCCCCGGUACUGCACCUGUCCCGGACCACCACGCCACCUCCAACUCACUUCCAGAACAGCCCCCUGGUCUACACUACCCGGAGCUCCGGUCCCGCCCUGACAUCUCCCGGCCAGUCGCCUGGGAGUUCCCAUGACAACAGCAUACAGAUCUUUGCUAGAGGACCUCCUGCUUCCAAAUUCUGGACGCUGGGAGAAAAGCCCCAAAUUAUCACCAAGUCCCCACAGACACUCUCUGUCACUGCAGAGUCAGAUGCGGCUUUGCCCUGUGAGGCGACGGGGAAACCCAAGCCCUUCAUCACCUGGACAAAGGUUUCCACAGGUGCCCUGAUGACGCCCAGCACGCGUGUCCAGCGCUUCGAGGUCCUCGCCAACGGGACCCUGCUCAUCCGCAGGGUUCAGGUUCAGGACCGCGGCCAGUACCUGUGCACGGCCAGCAACGCCCACGGCGUGGACAAGAGGGGCGUCCUGCUCUCCGUCACCGUGCAGCAGCCGCGGAUCUUGGCGGCCCCCUCCCAGGACGUCACGGUGCACCUGGGGGACACCAUCUCCGUGGAGUGCCUGGCCAGAGGCACCCCGGCGCCCCAGAUCUCCUGGAUCUUCCCGGAUGGGAGGGUGUGGCACACGGCGUCCACCGCAGAGGGCAGGGUCACCUUGCACGAGAACAGGACCCUGUCCAUCCGGGACGCGUCCUUCGCGGACAGCGGCGUGUACAGGUGCGUGGCCAGCAACGCGGCCGGCACGGACAGCCUGGCCAUCCGGCUGCAGGUGGCCGCGCUGCCCCCGCGCAUCCGCCAGGAGAAGGCGGAGAACAUCUCGCUGCGCCCGGGCCUCAGCGUCCACAUCCACUGCUCGGCCGAGGCGGCUCCUGCGCCCGCCCUGCGCUGGGUGCUCCCGCAGGGCGCCCACAUCCGCCCCUCGCAGUUCCUGCACGGCCGCCUCUUCGUCUUCCCCAACGGGACGUUGUUCAUCCGCAACCUGGCGCCGCGGGACAGCGGGCGCUACGAGUGCGUGGUGAGCAACGCGCUGGGCUCGGCGCGCAGGGCAGUGCAGCUCACCGUGCAGCGCACCGCGGCCCACGCGCGCAUCGCCAGCGCCUCGCCCCGCAGGACCGACGUCAGCUAUGGGGGGACCCUGCGGCUGCACUGCAGCGCCUCAGGGGACCCCUGGCCGCGCAUCCUCUGGCGCCUGCCGUCCAAGCGCAUGAUCGACGCGCUCUUCAGCUUUGACACCAGGGUGAGGGCCUUCAGCAAUGGGACCCUGGUGGUGAAAUCCGUCACCGACAAAGACGCUGGCGACUACCUGUGCGUGGCGCGGAAUCAGGUCGGGGACGACUACGUGGUCCUGGAGGUCAACGUGGUGAUGAAACCCGCCAAGAUCCAGUACAAGGAGGAGAAGGACCACAAGGUGGUGUACGGCGGCGACCUGAAAGUGGACUGUGUGGCCACGGGGCUGCCUAACCCCGAGAUCUCCUGGGGCCUUCCCGACGGGAGCCUGGUCAACUCCCUCAUGCAGUCGGACGACAGCGGGGGCCGCACCAAGCGCUACGUGCUGUUCAACAACGGGACCCUGUACUUCAACGAGGUGGGCAUGCGGGAAGAAGGCGACUACACCUGCUUCGCGGAGAACCAGGUGGGCAAAGACGAGAAGCGGGUGCACGUCAAGGUGGUGGCCGAGCGCACGGCCCUCCGGAACAAGAGCUACUCCACGGCACACGUGUCCUACGGGGACAUGGUCAGCCUGUCCUGCGAAGCCCAAGGUGAGCCCGUGGCCAAGGUGACCUGGCUCUCUCCGACCAACAGGGUGAUCCCUCUGUCCUCUGAGAAAUACCAGAUUUACCCGGACGGCACUCUCGUCAUCCAGAAAGCCCAGCGGUCGGACAGCGGCAACUACACCUGCACGGUCAGGAGCAGCGCGGGAGAAGACAGGAGCACCGUGUGGGUCCAUGUCCACGUCGAGCCCCCCAAGAUCAACGGGAACCCCGAUGCCAUCACCACCGUGCGCGAGAUCGCAGCGGCCGGGAGCCGCAAGCUCAUCGACUGCAAAGCCCAGGGAAUCCCGCCUCCUCGGGUGCUCUGGGCCUUCCCAGAAGGCGUGGUUCUGCCCGCCCCCUACUACGGGAACCGGGUCACCGUGCACCACAAUGGCUCCCUGGACAUCAGAAGUCUCAGGAAGAGUGACUCCGUGCAGCUGGCAUGCAUCGCCCGCAGCGAGGGCGGAGAAGCCAGGAUGAUGGUACAGCUCACCGUCCUGGAGCCGGUGGAGAAGCCAGUCUUCCAUGACCCGGUGAGUGAGAAGAUCACAGCAACAGCGGGCCACACCAUCAGCCUCAACUGCUCGGCCCGGGGGAGCCCACCGCCUACCCUGCUGUGGGUGCUGCCCAAUGGCACGGAGCUGCGGAGCGGCCAGAGGCUGCACAGGUUCUACCACAAAGGUGACGGCAUGAUGCACAUCACGGGGUUGUCCCCCGUGGACGCAGGCGCUUACCGCUGUGUGGCCCGCAACGCCGCCGGCCACACGGAGAGGCUGGUGUCCCUGAACGUGGGACUCAGGCCUGAGCCCAGCAACCAGUACCACAACCUGGUAAGCAUCGUCAACGGCGAGAGCCUGAAUCUGCACUGCGCCCUCCCUGGUGGCCCCUGGCGGGGCCGCUUCUCUUGGACGCUGCCCAAUGGGAUGGUGCUGGAGAGCCCCCAGGCGCUCGGGCGCUUCUCCGUCCUGGACAAUGGCACCCUCACUGUGCGGGAGGCCUCAGUGUUCGACAGGGGAACCUACACGUGCAGGGUGCAGACGGAAUACGGCUCCUCCGCGGUGACCAUUCCCGUCAUUGUCAUUGCCUAUCCUCCCCGUAUCACCAGCCAGCCCAUGCCCGUCAUCUACACCAGGCCCGGGGGGACAGUAAAGAUGAGCUGUGUGGCCAUGGGGAUCCCCAAAGCUGAGAUAUCAUGGGAGCUGCCGGAUAAGUCGCACCUGAAGGCGGGAGCACAGGCCCGUCUGUACGGAAACAGGUUCCUGCAUCCGCAGGGCUCACUGACUAUUCAGCAAGCCACGCCGAGGGACGCCGGCUUCUACAAGUGCACGGCCAAAAACAUCCUGGGAACGGACUCCAAAACCACCUACGUCCACGUCUACUGAGACAGCUGUGCAGCAAGGUGGAUCACAGGGUCCUCCUGUGGGAAGGGACCACAGUGUGCCAUUUGGAAGGAAAUCCAGGGCUCGGUUUGGAAGCCACAGGGAUUCACAGCGCACAUUAGCCCCUGCUGGGUUCCAAGCUGGGGUUUGCCUUGAUUUAAGAUCCCUGGAUUUCAAGUUGAGGUCCACUUUGAUUCGAGUUCCUUGGCUUUGGAGUUGAAGUUGAUCUUAAUUUGAGCUCCUUGGUUUUCAGGAUGAGGUAGAUCUUACCCUCAGCUCCUUGUGUGGGAAGUAGAGGUCAGUCCAAAUGUAAACGCCUUUGGCUUCAAGUUAAAACCUUGAAUUGGCCUCUUGUGUUGGAAGCUGAGCUUGACCUUGAGCUAGACUUCUUGGGCUUGAGUUUGAAAUUAGCCUUGAUUUAGGUGGCUUAGAUUUCAGGAUAUGGUUGACCUUGACCUUGACAUUCUUUGACUUUGAAACUGAGGUCAAACUUGACCUGAGGUCUUCAGAUUUCACGUAGUCAACCUUGAUCUAAGCUCUUGGGUUACAAGUUGAGGUCAACCUUGACCUAGCCUCCUUGGGUUAGAUGUUGAGGUCAACCUUGACCUAGGUCCUUGGGUUAGAGGUUGAGGUCAACCUUGACCUACACUCCUUGGUCUUCAGGAUAAGGCCAACCAUGGCUUAAGCUCUUUGAGUUUGAUGUUGAGGUUGGCCUUGACUCAGGUUGCUUGGAUUCCAGGUUGAGGUCAACCUUGAUCUAGACCUUUUGGGCCAGGAUAGAGGUCGACCUUGGGUUUACAGAUGAGAUUGACUCUGACCUAGGCUCCUUGUGUGUGUUUUCCAAGUUGGGGUUAGCCUUGACCUUGGUUCGGUGACCCAGGAAGUUCUACAGACAGCAGGAAGGAGGACUCCUUGAGAACCUUCUUCUAUGUUUACAGCAUACCAUGAACCCCCGCCUUUCCAGGGCACUUCCCUUGGCCUUUCCUGGGACACAGGAUCCCAGGAAAUUUUGCAAUUGUGCAAACGUCACGUGCCUCUCUCCAUGAGUAUCUGUAGGAUAUUUCAGGAGCAUUUUCUGAAAGCAAACUGCCUCAAUGAGCAGUGCCUUGAUACCCCAUGGAAGACUCCUCAACUAGCUAACCCACCACAGCUUUCACAUGAUGGAACAUUCUAGAACAACUCAGUUGCUGUUACGUUGUCCCUGGCCUCAAACCUGCAGUGUGUCCAAUAAGGUCUUAAGACCAUGGUGAUCAUUGUUUUUGUUUAAAUCUCAGUUCCAUGCUUUACAGCUACUGUUUUAGAUGAAAGAACUCUUUCACCCUGAAAGUCACUUUUUGUAUACUGUUAUAUAUAUAAAUAUAUAUAUAUAUUUUUCCUUCUAAUGAGAUGAUGAGACUAGAAAGGGAAAUACUUUCUAUCUCAUUAAAAAAUAAUAAAUUAUUGGUCUUUACAAGACUUGGAUACAUGACAGCAGAUAUGAAAAUCCAAUUAGUGAAAAAAUAAAAAAUAAAAACCAAAUUUCUCUCCAAUCUCCUUCAAAUGCAAUAACCACUAUUAGGUUCCUUCUCCCAGGCUGGGAUGUUGAAUAUCCUUGUGUGUAAAAUCAGUGUUGAAAGCUGUGGUCUAUAGGGGGGACAGGAGGUGAGAGGAAAGGAAAACGUAAGUCAUAAGCUCACACAACCAAAUACAGAAGUUUCCAGAAAAGCCUGGAAACUUCUCUGUAGGACCAAAGCUCUCUGUGUGGUCCAAGCAAUUUCCCUCCCCUCAGCUGUGGGCAUUGUUCCAUACUCAUGCACAACGAGAGAGCUCUUAUUUUCAUGGCUGCUUUCCUGUAUUUUGAAGGCCCACUCACUGUACAUUUGGUAAUAAAGUAAUAUUUUCCAAA
Messenger RNA from Chinchilla lanigera (long-tailed chinchilla), 10346 nucleotides. It is a transcript of the gene Mxra5, whose product is annotated as matrix-remodelling associated 5. The record is from RefSeq and is a predicted model, not a curated record. Gene Ontology annotation, molecular function: protein binding. NCBI's taxonomy places the organism in Eukaryota, Metazoa, Chordata, Mammalia, Rodentia, Chinchillidae.